This is a messenger RNA of Nematolebias whitei (Rio pearlfish), 466 nucleotides long. Its product is annotated as metabotropic glutamate receptor 7-like. The record is from RefSeq and is a predicted model, not a curated record. Gene Ontology annotation, molecular function: G protein-coupled receptor activity. Bases 30 to 305 code for a protein of 91 amino acids. The transcript is spliced from 2 exons. Gene Ontology annotation, biological process: G protein-coupled receptor signaling pathway. Gene Ontology annotation, cellular component: membrane. NCBI's taxonomy places the organism in Eukaryota, Metazoa, Chordata, Actinopteri, Cyprinodontiformes, Rivulidae.
ACAUUCAAACAACCACUCUGACCAUCUCCAUGAACCUCAGUGCCUCGGUUGCACUGGGCAUGCUCUACAUGCCCAAGGUGUACAUCAUUAUUUUCCACCCUGAGCUGAACGUCCAGAAGAGGAAGCGUAGCUUCAAGGCUGUGGUCACCGCUGCCACAAUGUCAUCGCGCCUGUCUCAGAAGCCCAGCGAGAGGCCCAACGGCGAGGCCAAGACAGAGCUGUGCGAGAACCCCCCUGCUGCUGCUGACCCUAUGAGUCAAGCAACCAAGAAAACAUAUGUGAGUUACAACAACCUCAGGAUCUGAUGUUCUGGCAAACGGAUGCUUUGUACUUUAUUUGUGAUUGGGAACGCGACGGAAGCUGCGAGAUCAGAGGAGGAGAAAAGCGAGCGCAGGCAUCCCAGCACCACCUGCAGCACCUAUGCACUCCAGGACUGUGGAUGGCGUCCAACCCUCAUCAAGACAUG